AUGGCCGAGGUGUCGGUGGUGCUCGGGGUUGUCCCGUCCAUGAACGCCCUAGAGAUCCUUCGCGAGACCGUGCGGAUCCUCCGACGGGAUGGGUCCAUAUUCACCGCGAUUCUGUCCCUCCUGAUCUGCCCUGUGUCCGCUGCCCUCCUCUCGGACGCCUUCUUCAGCCGGACCCUCGUAGGGGUGCUCUCGCGCCGUCUCAUGAUCGUGGCAGUCUCCACCGGACUCCCCCUGACGCAUUUUGUCAGGCAGGCGUGUCACCACCUGGCGGGCACGCUGCUCUCCGCACUGUCCUGCUUUCCGCUUCUUAUCACAUUCUUGCUCCUGGCACGGGCCUCCAUCGCUUACUCCGUUGCCUGUUGCUACGCCGGAAAGAAGAUCCUGGUAUCCGAAUUCCUCGCAUUGCUCCGCGGUAAAUGGAGGCGACUGGUCUCUACUUACUUGUGGGCGUGUGCGGCAAUUUUCAGCUGCCUGCCGCUCUUUGCCGUCAUGCUUUCCAUCGUCUGCAACUUCUUCUCUCUGCUGGGCUACCCCCCCGAAAUUGUAGUCUAUCCCGCCUUGCUGGCUGUAUUGGCAUUCUCCAUCGUAUACGCUCAUACAAUAAUCGUGUGCAAUCUUGCCAGCGUCAUCUCUGUUCUUGAAGAAAAGUCCGGGCUGGAGGCCUUGCUAAGAUCCAUCUGCCUGGUGCGAGGGCAGACUCAAGCAGGGUUGAUGAUCUUCCUGGGGUCGACGAUUGGAAUGGCUUUUGUCGAAGGACUGUUUGAACACAGGGUGAAGACUAUAAGCUAUGGAGACGGGUCUUCGAGGCUUUGGGAGGCCCCCCUGUUGGUUCUCAUGUACUCAUUCGUUGUUCUAGUUGACUCAAUGAUGAGUGCUGUCUUCUACUUCACCUGCAGAUCAUCCAGUAUUGAAGAGUUGAGUUGGAACAGCGACACCCCUGUGGAGGGAUAG
Spirodela intermedia is the source of this 951-nucleotide messenger RNA. The record is from the annotation of a GenBank genome assembly. NCBI's taxonomy places the organism in Eukaryota, Viridiplantae, Streptophyta, Magnoliopsida, Alismatales, Araceae.